UUCGGCUGUUAGGAAAAGCUUCCCGCCUUUUCAUCCGCCAUUUCCAAACACGGUGAACUCUUCCGGGACACACACCAGCCCAGCCAGUGUCAUUAUUUUGUCUAAACAGAAGCUGGAAAUGGCGCUGAGUUCGAGGUUGAAUCCCGCCGAGGAAGAAGAAAAUGAAUUGGACGAUUUCGAACGUCCAGGAGAAGAAGAGGAAGAAGCAGCAGCAGCCGGGGAAGAACCAGGCGACCAGCCUUCGCAUAAUCCUUCUGCUCCGCCUGACGAGUUGUUUGAUAUUUCAACGACGGUUGAUCCUGCGUACAUAAUAUCAUUGAUAAGAAAGCUUGUACCGAUUAAUGCAAGUGAAGCGGUUUACUCUCGCGACAACGGUUUAAGUUGCAAUGAUGGUGUUAGAGGAGGUUCAACGAGCGGUAGGAUGGAUGAUAGUGGAGCUUCGUUAUCUAGGGAGCUAGUUUUGAAUGAGUCCGACAAGAAUGAGCCUGAAAACAUGGACGUUGGUGAUGUCGACUCAUCUUGCAGAUCUCAAGUGACUAGUGUUUCACAGGCAGAUGAUGUCUGGGAAGAGCAUGGUUGCGUUUUGUGGGAUCUUGCUGCUAGUAAAAUGCAUGCUGAAUUGAUGGUGCAAAACCUUGUCCUUGAAGUGCUUUCCGCUAACCUGAUAGUAUCCCAGUCAGUACGUGUCAAGGAGAUCUGCCUCGGAAUUAUCGGAAAUUUGGGAUGUCACGAACUCCCAAUGAUGCAUAUUGUGUCCAAGGAGGGGUUGAUGAAAAGUAUUAUUGAUCAAUUGUUUCUAGAUGAUACUCAGUGCCUAUGUGAAGUUUUUCGGAUCUUUACUUCGGGUCUUAAGAGUAAAGAAUGUGGUACAUGGUGCGAAGCACUUGAGGCUGAUCAUGUAUUAUCUCGUAUUAUGUGGGUUGCAGAAAACACCUUAAACUUGCAGCUUUUAGAAAAGAGUGUGGAAUUCUUGAUAGCUGUUCUUGAAUGUAGAGAGGAGGUGUCAAGUGCUCUUAUUCCACCUUUCAUGAAGUUAGGAUUGUCGAGUUUAUUAAUCCAUCUCUUAAGCACUGAAAUGAGUGUUGCAACUGGUGACAAGGUACCUGAAAGAUUGCCUAUUCUAGAUGUAAUUCUUCGGGCAAUUGAGGCUCUUUCGUCAUUAGAUGGCCAUUCCCAAGAAAUUUCUUCCAACAAGACACUAUUUCUACUUGUUUGUGAUGUACUUAAGAUGCCAGAUAAAGCAGAGGUUGCCAGUUCUUGUGUCACUGCUGCAGUUCUAUUCGCAAAUAUGCUGGCUGAUAUACCUACUCUGUCGUCAGAGAUAUGCCAGGAUGUAUCUUUGUUAGAGGGUCUGCUGGAUAUAUUAUCAUUCGCUUCGGACGAUUUGGAAGCACAACAUGCAAUCUGGAGCACCAUUGCAAUAUUACUGGUGCAAGUCAAGGAAACUGAGAUGACCAUCUCUAGUCUUCAUCAAUAUGUUACGGUCCUCGUAAGCAAAUCUGACUUGAUUGAAGACAACUUUCUUGGCCAGCAAAUAGAUCAUGUUACAAUGGAAAAUAGUGAUAGCAGCAGACGAAAUGCUAGAAGCAUUGCCCUUCUGAGUAUUGUCGGUAUUUUAACCAAGUGGACUUCAUCAAAAGAUCGCCCCAAGAGAGAUGGUACAUCAUCUGAUGAACACAAUGCAGAAUACGAAAACAUUCGUAGAUUGAUGAGAUGCUGUCAUAAACAUCUUGGAGUAGAACUAUCCCCAUAGCAGCUAAUCUUCUCGUCGGAGUAAGUGACUUCCAGUCAUCCAAUAAAAAACCUUCAGCAGAGCGAGAGAUUUCUCCCACGAACUCCAGUGUCAGCGAUAGGGUCACCGAAGCGACCACCAAGGAGUCACCAUUUUGCGACGAUGAUAUGGAACAGCACCCCCAAGCAUGUUGGGCAGGAUUCCAGAAACAACUGGGGAUCUCCAUGAUGGCUUCUGAUUUCUUGAGUGAGCACAGGCAUAUCAAAAUCACAUACAAGGCAGGUCAAGCUAUAACCAUCCAUUCAGCAAACUUUGUACUAAUUGUUUCGAACGACUGAACACAGUUCUGGCUCGAUCAACAGAUCGCACAAUAUAUUGUAACUGUUAAU
This is a messenger RNA of Linum trigynum, 2121 nucleotides long. NCBI's taxonomy places the organism in Eukaryota, Viridiplantae, Streptophyta, Magnoliopsida, Malpighiales, Linaceae. The record is from the annotation of a GenBank genome assembly.